AUGACGUUUGGACGAACCUUCAACGUUGUAGGAGCCCACUGCGGUGGCGAGGUCUGCGAUGUUGUCGUAGGAGGCGUUCUCGACGCUCCAGGCAAGACAAUGUUUGACAAGAUGAUGCACUUCUGGAAGAAGAGAGACAAUUUACGAAACUUACUGCUCAACGAGCCCCGUGGGUCAUCGGCCAUGUGCACCAACCUGGUGCUCCCGCCCUGCAAUCCGGAGGCGGAUGCCGGCUUCAUCAUAAUGGAACACGAGGAAUAUCCGCCGAUGUCUGGCGCCAACACCAUUGCAACUAGCACCGUCCUUCUCGAGACGGGAAUGGUACCCAUGCAAGAGCCGAUCACGACAUUGAAGCUGGACACAGCUGCCGGUCUUGUGACGGUUACCGCUGAGUGCGAAGCUGGGAAAGCAAAGUACGCCGAGUUCCAGAACGUCCCAGCCUUCGUAUACGCCUUAGACUUGGAGAUCAACGUUCCCGGCUUCGACAACCCAGUCAAAGUUGACAUUGCCUGGGGCGGGAUGUGGUAUGCGCUCGUCGAUGCUGCCUCGGUGGGGUUGAAGAUUGCCUCAGAGAACGGACGAGAACUUGUCGAACUGGGGGAACGCAUCAAACGAGCUAUCCAGGCACAGACCAACCCAGUACAUCCGGAUAACCCAGAGAUCCGUGGUGUCACUGUUUUUGAGUUCACCGAGCCACUUGUCACUUCUGGUAGUGACAAGACGGCAGUGAAUACGGUAGUGGUGUCUCCCGGAAGACUGGAUCGAAGCCCUUGUGGAACAGGAACAUGUGCUAGGCUUGCGGUGCUGCACAAGCGGGGAGAGCUCGCCGUCGGAGAGUCAUUUCGCCAUCGCAGCAUUAUUGGGACUGAGUUCGUCGGCACGGUUCGGGGUGAAGCCAAGGUUGGGGAUUACGAUGCUAUCAUCCCCGCAGUCAAGGGAAGUGCAUGGAUAACUGCUUUCAAGCAAGUCAUACUUCACCCUACCGACCCGUUUCCUGAAGGAUUCAGAGUUGGAGACAAGUGGCAUGUGAGUUAG
This is a messenger RNA of Colletotrichum karsti, 1035 nucleotides long. Its product is annotated as proline racemase. The record is from RefSeq and is a predicted model, not a curated record. Gene Ontology annotation, molecular function: 4-hydroxyproline epimerase activity. Bases 1 to 1035 code for a protein of 344 amino acids. NCBI's taxonomy places the organism in Eukaryota, Fungi, Ascomycota, Sordariomycetes, Glomerellales, Glomerellaceae. The transcript has a single exon.